ACAACCCUAAAAAAAAAUCAGAGUUCCUAAUCGAAGUAAUCUUGAUUUAUUCUUUAACUACAUUGGCUCAAUCUCGAGCUCUUAAAAUGGCUGUUAGCGCGGUUCAUUUAGAAUCAGAUGCUUUUCUGGUCUGUAUGAAUCACGCGUUGAGCACAGAGAAAGAAGAAGUUAUGGGUCUCUGCAUUGGUGAGGUGGAUACAAACCGCAUUGUCCAUAUCCACUCUGUCAUUAUUCUCCGGAGGUCCGAUAAGAGGAAAGAUCGCGUGGAGAUCUCACCGGAACAGCUGUCUGCCGCCUCUACCGAGGCCGAGCGAUUGGCUGAGAUGACCGGCCGGCCAAUGAGGGUUGUUGGCUGGUACCACUCUCACCCGCACAUAACUGUGUGGCCGUCACACGUGGACGUGCGGACUCAAGCCAUGUACCAGAUGAUGGAUCAGGGAUUUGUAGGCCUCAUCUUCUCCUGUUUCAUUGAAGACAAAAACACUAAGACUGGUCGAGUGUUGUACACCUGCUUUCAGUCUGUACAGGCUCAAAAAGGCUCAGAGUAUGAGAGAAUCGAGAUUCCCAUCCAUGUUGUCCCGCACGAAGCCAUCGGCAAAGUGUGUUUGGAGUCGGCCGUGGAAUUACCCAAAAUUCUGUGCCAGGAAGAGCAGGACACGUACAGAAGAAUCCAUAAUUUAACUCAUCUGGACCCAAUUACAAAGAUACACAACGGAUCAGUGUUUACUAAGAACCUGUGCAGUCAGAUGUCUGCGGUGAGUGGACCUCUUCUGCAGUGGCUGGAGGACCGUCUGCAGCAGAACAAACAGAGCAUCAUCCAACUCCAGCAGGAGAAAGAACGGCUGACACAGGAACUGGCUGCGCUGUAGAGAGAGAGAGAGAGAG
Chanos chanos (milkfish) is the source of this 885-nucleotide messenger RNA. It is a transcript of the gene brcc3, whose product is annotated as BRCA1/BRCA2-containing complex, subunit 3. Gene Ontology annotation, molecular function: protein binding; cysteine-type deubiquitinase activity; metallopeptidase activity. Gene Ontology annotation, cellular component: BRCA1-A complex; BRISC complex. The coding region runs from base 87 to 869 and encodes 260 amino acids. The record is from RefSeq and is a predicted model, not a curated record. Gene Ontology annotation, biological process: protein K63-linked deubiquitination; DNA repair. Lineage: Eukaryota; Metazoa; Chordata; Actinopteri; Gonorynchiformes; Chanidae. The transcript is spliced from 8 exons.